Aaosphaeria arxii CBS 175.79 is the source of this 1495-nucleotide messenger RNA. RefSeq names its product kinase-like protein. NCBI's taxonomy places the organism in Eukaryota, Fungi, Ascomycota, Dothideomycetes, Pleosporales. Gene Ontology annotation, molecular function: ATP binding; protein kinase activity. Bases 1 to 1404 code for a protein of 467 amino acids. Gene Ontology annotation, biological process: protein phosphorylation. The record is from RefSeq and is a predicted model, not a curated record. The transcript has 3 exons.
AUGGGACUUUUUCAUUGUGUUACAUGCACAAGGGGAAUGGGAAUAUUACCUUGCGUACAUGCCAACCCACAACACCUAUCCAGUGUUGUUCCUUCACGUUUCCAAUUCUCGACCAAUUCACAUAAUGCACCAAUCGAGUACCAUUGGAUUGAUGGAGCAGAGCGUUUGCAUUUGUACGAGCCUGGAGGAUACCAUCCUGUAAUGGUCAACGAUCUACUACAUAAUCGCUAUCGAAUAGUCGACAAACUAGGAUUCGGCGGCUACGCGACGAUCUGGCUUGCUCAAGACGAGAGAACAAAGCGCUAUGUCGCCCUGAAAAUGGGAAUUUCAGGUCCAUCGGCUCCUCGACGAGAGACUGGGAUCCUAAAGGCGCUACAUGGUUCAAGUUCGGUCUCACAAACUGGAUUCGGUGUUGAUGCACGCGACGCUCUACCAAAAGUUCACGACGCAUUCGAGAUCCGUGGACCUAAUGGAACCCAUGCCUGCUACACAAUGACUCCAGCUCAAGGGAACCUCAGGGAAGCAUCGUUCAGUCGCCUCUUCCCUGUCCGAGUCGCGCGCGCUUUAGCUGCAAAGUUGGUGCUGGCAGUGGCUUUUAUCCACUCCCGCGGAUAUGUUCACGGGGAUCUUCAUCUUCGCAAUGUACUAGUCAAACUUCCAUCAACAUUCGAAGAAAUGUCGAUCACCCAAUUCCAAGACAAAUUCGGCGAGCCCGAAACUGUGCCCAUCACGCGUGUUGACGGCAAACCACACACCACCCACGUCCCUACCGAAGCCACACUACCACUCUAUCUCGGGAAAAAAGCUCAAGAUUUCACCUUAGCUGACGCGCACGGUUUGAUGCUCAGCGACUUCGGCGAGGCAUUCUCGGCCGCUACGGAGCAGCGCUUUGGUACGGAUUGCAAGAUUCCGUUGGCGAAAAGGGCUCCUGAGGCUCUUUUCGAGCCGGAUGAGCUCAUGUCCUAUCCGUCGGAUAUUUGGAGCCUUGGGACUGCUGUAUGGGAGAUCUUGGGGAUGAAGUUCAUCUUCAGCGAGUCGGAAACUCGGGACGAGAUCGUCGCGCAACUAAUUGACGUCUUGGGCGGCGCUCAAAAUUUUCCGCAGAAUUGGAGAAAGCUGUGGGAAAGAUCGUACGAGGACAGCAUUGACGCAGCCGAUACAAUACCUCGGAAACCGACGGAGGAACGGGAGGAGUGGCCGAGUCUCGAGUGCGCCUUUGAAGAAUUUGUGCAGAAGUAUAGGCGGAAGCUUGAGGUGACUGGGAUCUUCGGAGAAGAAGAGACGUGGGCGAUUCUGGAAUUGAUACGUGGCAUGCUCAAAUUCCGGCCAGAGGAACGAAUGACGAUAGAAGAAGUGCUGAGGUCAAAGUGGAUGGUCGAUUGGGCAUUGCCGGAGUUAGAAUGAUGGGUGCUGCGGUUGUGCAAGAUCGCAGCCUUACAGCAUUCAGUAGUAGAGAGUGUUGUACUUUAAAUUGUGUCUAAGACUUUUGAACUCG